Messenger RNA from Melampsora larici-populina 98AG31, 1788 nucleotides. RefSeq lists its product as uncharacterized. NCBI's taxonomy places the organism in Eukaryota, Fungi, Basidiomycota, Pucciniomycetes, Pucciniales, Melampsoraceae. The record is from RefSeq and is a predicted model, not a curated record. The transcript is spliced from 12 exons. Bases 1 to 1788 code for a protein of 595 amino acids.
AUGGCUCCAAAUCGAAUCACUUAUCUCAUACUCACAGUUCUCGCCAGUCCGGCGUUGAGCGAGAGUCAUCCGCACGAUAACCAAAAAAUUCACCCUCGUCAAUUCACAGAAAAUCACGAUAUUUCCACAGAUUGCGCUGGAUAUGCGCUCAACCGAGGAACGUGGGCCGAACUCGGCAUGGACAAUUACCUGCUUCACUACCCCGGGGGAAUGAAUAUGUCUGUUGCGGAUUAUACUCGCGCCUUGAAAGUCAUGAAUUUCGAAUGUGGGAUUGGCUCAACGUGCCUUUCUGGACAAUUAUGUCACCCAGUUCGUGGUCGUGAUUGGGUCGUACUCUCAGCCUUACAAGAGUGGAAUUUCUACACCAACUCAAUGUAUGAUGCCGUUGGAUCUGCUAUGUCUACAGUGCAAGGAUCAGCUGCUGCAAUGGUUGCAGAUUUUCUGCCCGAGGACGACGAUAAGAAGAUCCUCAUGGGUCUCACUCUUGGCUUGCUGGGUCUUUCCAGUGUGAUAAUGCUGGGUUUCACGACGGCUCUGAUUAUGCCAAUCCUUUGGAGAGUCCUAGUUCUGACUUGGAGCACGAUAUGGGUCUCAGCUACCACUACCGGUACUGGGAUUGCGGCCGCCUGGACAUGGUUGACGAGUAUGGGAGCAGAAGAGACUGUCGCAGCGGUUGGUACAUCGGAACUAGCGGCAGAAGGAGCUGCUGCUGGUGCGGGUACAGCUGCUAUAGGUGAAGGGCUAGCUUCAGGGACAUCUGAAGCCGCACUACAAGCUUCAGCACAGGGAGCUGCAAAAGAAUCGGCUUUGGUGGCGGAAACAGCUGAAACAGAAGCCCAAGUUGCCGCUCAGAAAGCUUCAGCCGCCGUUCCAGAAGCAGAAGUCCAAGGAACAAACGCACAAUUGACUAACAAUCUGAAGGCAGAUAUAGCCGCAACUGGUGGUAACCCUAGGCUACGACGUCGUCAUUCACAUGAGGUAACUCAUGAUAAGUUCCAGAUGUGGUCGACCGUGAACGCACACUUGAGCACACUUCAGGAUCGUCUCCAGGCCUUACUCUCUUUGACGGACGAAUUGACUCUCACGUCACCCAUAAGCUCAAAAGAUGGUAUAUUUGGCGCUCUACAAAACGGCACCUUCUUAUCCGAUCAUCCUCCGAGAGCCGUUCUUCAAAAUAACUUUGCUGAAGCUGCGCAACUUGGUGCAUUGGCUCAGUUGUUCAAAUCAAUAAAUAUGAUGUUUGUGAUCGAUAGCGUACCUUGCAAAGACGAGGGACCAACUACACCAUUGAAAAACCCAGAAGCGGUACAUUAUUGCAGCCCAGAAGGAGUAAAAACCAGCUUAGGAAGGGUCGACGGCAAGAAGAUCGAUUACAGUGUCCGAAACGGUCGACUCAUAUUCUCAAAGUACAGCUACUCGACCAAGUUCCUAGUUGGUUUGGCUACCGAGUGUCAAGCCCAACUAUCCAGUCAAGCAGGUUUAGCCAGCGGAUCUCUACCUGUAGUCAAGAGUGGUCCAGCAUUAUUGCAAAACAUUCCUAAUGUGAACUCUUCGCAAACUGUUCCCGCUAUGAACGCUACCAUCCCGACUGGUGGUCUGCCAAACAAUAACUCGACUUUGCUAAACAAAGAUCCUUUGUCGUCUAUGAUUCUGCUACCGGAUGGGACCUCUGUAUGUUCUUUCCCGAUCCCAAUUUGUGAUUUACGCCUUCCAGAGGUGAAAUCAUUGAUUUCCACUGGGAAAACCCCAGCCGAAGCAUGUCGUGAAGGAUUGAAAUUGAAUAUCUAG